Messenger RNA from Scomber scombrus (Atlantic mackerel), 1055 nucleotides. Its product is annotated as suppressor of tumorigenicity 7 protein homolog. The record is from RefSeq and is a predicted model, not a curated record. NCBI's taxonomy places the organism in Eukaryota, Metazoa, Chordata, Actinopteri, Scombriformes, Scombridae.
AAUGUAAAGUAUGGAGAAAUCCGCUGAAUUUAUUUCGAGGAGCCGAAUAUAAUCGGUAUACGUGGGUAACGGGUCGAGAACCGCUGACGUACUACGACAUGAAUCUAUCAGCGCAAGACCACCAGACCUUCUUUACCUGCGACUCAGAUCACCUCCGGCCUGCCGAUGCCAUUAUGCAGAAGGCGUGGAGAGAGAGGAAUCCACAGGCUCGCAUCUCCGCUGCACAUGAAGCUCUGGAGCUCGAAGAUUGUGCAACAGCGUACAUCCUGCUGGCGGAGGAGGAAGCCACCACCAUCAUGGAGGCUGAGCGUCUUUUUAAACAGGCUCUAAAAGCUGGCGAGGGUUGCUACCGCCGCAGCCAGCAGCUCCAACAUCACGGCACACAAUACGAAGCCCAGCACAGAAGGGACACCAAUGUGUUGGUGUACAUAAAGAGAAGAUUGGCCAUGUGCUCCAGAAAGCUUGGCCGAACAAGAGAAGCAGUUAAAAUGAUGAGAGAUUUAAUGAAGGAGUUCCCUCUCCUCAGUAUGUUCAACAUCCACGAGAACCUGCUGGAGUCACUGCUGGAGCUCCAGAACUACGCCGACGUCCAGGCCGUUCUGGCCAAGUACGACGAUAUUAGCUUACCCAAAUCUGCAACAAUAUGCUACACAGCAGCCUUGCUCAAAGCCAGGGCGGUAUCGGACAAGUUCUCUCCAGAGGCAGCGUCCAGGCGAGGGCUGAGCACAGCAGAGAUGAAUGCAGUAGAAGCCAUCCACAGAGCGGUGGAGUUCAACCCUCACGUCCCCAAAUAUCUGCUGGAGAUGAAGAGUCUGAUUCUUCCUCCAGAACACAUCCUGAAGCGAGGCGACAGCGAGGCCAUCGCCUACGCCUUCUUCCACCUGCAGCACUGGAAAAGGGUGGAGGGGGCGCUCAACCUGCUACACUGCACCUGGGAAGGAACAUUCAGAAUGAUCCCAUAUCCUCUGGAGAAGGGUCACCUGUUCUAUCCUUACCCCAUCUGCACAGAGACGGCAGACAGAGAGCUGCUACCCACAGUGUUUCACGAGGUGUCA